GAGACACAACCAUGGCACCUACAGUCACUGCAGCAAUGAACUAUUCCAACGAGCACCUUACUCUGGCUAACAAGCUGAGAAAGCCAAUGGUUGAAAAGAUGCGCAGAGAUCGAAUCAACAGCAGCAUCGAGCAGCUUAAGUCUCUCCUGGGCUCAGAGUUCCGUGGCCAGAAUUCCAACUCCAAGCAGGAGAAAGCCGACAUCCUGGAGAUGACCGUUUGCUUCCUGAGACGGCAGCACCAGCACCAGUCAGCGAACAGCACAUCCUGCUCUUCAGCUGUCAGUGAGGGCUACUCCAGGUGUGCGCAAGAGAUUGUCAGCUUCCUGUCUCGCUGUGAAGUGAAGACACCGUCCCAGAGAAGUCUGCUGAGCCAUUUCCAGAACCCUCAGCCAUCCAAUGACAAGAGCAAGAUUCAGUUUGCAGUGCCUCAGCUGAGCUCUCCAGCACACAACACCAGCAGCAAAGAGGAGAUUCCAGCCAGCAGCGCCCUCUGGAGGCCCUGGUAGAGUCCUGCAGACUGUGUCACAAUUGUCAGACCAACAGAAUUGAACAUGUCUGUCGUAGAUGGGCAUGGACAGCGAUUCUCAGGAUGUAGGAAGUGUUCUUCCUCUUCUGCAUUUGCAGGAGGUUUAUUACUCUGCUUUCAUUAAGAGAAAGCCCAGGAAAGACUGAAUGACUCAUUUAAUAUUCGCCAAAUAUUGGAAAAUCUUAACUAUUUCUUGUUAAAUAAGAAAUGUUAGUUUAAUGGAAGACUUCCAUAUUUUUAUUGUUAUUGAAAAAUGACCGAACAAUGUUUUGUCUUCUGUUGAGACUCCAUAUGUGAAUGAAAUGAACGCUUAUCCAAACUGGAUAUCAUCUUAAAGUGUUAAUGUUGAUUGUAUCUGGAAAAAAUGCUUCUGUGAAGGCAAUUAUAUAGGCCAUUUUGUAUGUAACCUAUAUGUUUACAUUUUGUUGUAUGUGAAAAAAGAACUUCAGUGAAGGCAAGAUUUGAUGUUUUCGCAUAAGAAAUUUUUAUGCAAAAUAAUUCCACAUUUGGAACUGGAGUACUGGCAUAAAUGCCUGUUAAGAUUCCCAUUAAGGAAGUUUUCUGCUUUUUUUUUUUUUUUAGGAUUUAAAAAUUGUGCUUAAAAUGAAUACUCAUUACUGAGUGAGACUUGUUAAAGUGUUGAAACUUUACACCCACUUUUGUCUUUUACAAAGAUUCUUAUAAAAUGUAAAGCUCCACUGUGAGCUGUCUUGUGUUUUGAAGAGGUCUUCAAACAAUGAUAUGUUUCACUCUAAGAGUGAUUUCCAUAAAUGAAUAAAUUAAGAGAAAAUCUA
Anguilla anguilla (European eel) is the source of this 1320-nucleotide messenger RNA. Its product is annotated as transcription factor HES-5-like. The record is from RefSeq and is a predicted model, not a curated record. The coding region runs from base 12 to 506 and encodes 164 amino acids. Gene Ontology annotation, biological process: regulation of transcription by RNA polymerase II; anterior/posterior pattern specification; regulation of neurogenesis. NCBI's taxonomy places the organism in Eukaryota, Metazoa, Chordata, Actinopteri, Anguilliformes, Anguillidae. Gene Ontology annotation, cellular component: nucleus. Gene Ontology annotation, molecular function: DNA-binding transcription factor activity, RNA polymerase II-specific; RNA polymerase II cis-regulatory region sequence-specific DNA binding; protein dimerization activity. The transcript has 2 exons.